Messenger RNA from Gigantopelta aegis, 4407 nucleotides. RefSeq names its product E3 ubiquitin-protein ligase HACE1-like. Bases 81 to 3242 code for a protein of 1053 amino acids. Lineage: Eukaryota; Metazoa; Mollusca; Gastropoda; Neomphalida; Peltospiridae. The record is from RefSeq and is a predicted model, not a curated record. Gene Ontology annotation, cellular component: nucleus. Gene Ontology annotation, molecular function: protein binding; ubiquitin-protein transferase activity. The transcript is spliced from 26 exons. Gene Ontology annotation, biological process: proteasome-mediated ubiquitin-dependent protein catabolic process; positive regulation of protein catabolic process; protein polyubiquitination.
CGCCGGAAGUUACUCUGAUAAACAAAAUGAAUGAAAUCGUUGUCAGUGGAACCAGAUAGAAGUUGGUUUAAAAUAAGAAUAUGGAGUUCCUGCAACAUCUGGCGACAUCUUUAAAACGUGGAAGAACAGCUGAGUUGCCACCAGAUUUUAAACAAGCUUUCUAUUUGUUGAUGCCAAUGGUGAUAGCCAACCAACAUAGGUCUGUGAGUGAUUUGUUGUGCAAGUCGAAGUAUGACGUCAGUUAUUCAUGUGGAAGAGCUCACAGAUCGCUGUUGCACAUUGCAGCAAAUUGUGGAUCAUAUGAGUGCCUGUGUCUGCUGCUGAAGAAAGGAGCUGGAGUGAACACUCAGGACGUGUCUGGGUGUACAGCACUACACCUUGCUGCACGUAAUGGACAUUUGAAAUGUUUGAAUAAACUGUUGGAGGUAAAAUCAGACACCAAUAUUCGAAACAACGAAGGCUUGACGGCAAUCCACUGGUUGGCUGUGAAUGGCAGAACAGAGUUGCUGCAAGCUCUAUUUCAGCAUGUUAGAGAUGUCGAUAUCGAGGAUUCACAGGGUCAAACAGCUUUACAUGUUGCUUGUCAGAAUGGUCACAAAUCUACCUUGCUGUGUCUUAUAGACAAUGGAGCAUCUGUUAACAGGACAAAUCAUAAUGGAUGGACGGCUUUGCACUUUGCAUGCAGUCAUGGGCAGCAUGACGCGGCUUCCAUCUUGCUACAAAGAAAAGCACAAAUUACUCUAGAAAACUUUGGGAAAUCUCCCAUGGAUUUGAGUACAGAGGGUGGAUAUGGUGAGACAUGUGAGGUUCUGCUACAGUUCUGUCCUCGAUUGCUUUCAGCAUUGUUGCAGAGCGUACAAAAGCCUUACAUUAAUGAAGAGUCGCUUUUGAAAGUUUUGAGUUAUCUUUCCAAGGAAGAUAAACAUGUGAAGGAGAGAAUAUUGCCUGGAUUGGCUGAACAAGCUUCACUUCUGGGACACAGGGUUCUAAGUGUAUCAGGAGAUGGGGAAGCGGAUGUGACAAGUUUGUUGAAGUGUGUGAACAUCAUGCAGAAACUCUCGGCUCAGCAACACUCCCAGUCCGUGACCCGGCUGACGGAAUCGGCCCGACAGAGGUCGUCGUCUCAGGAGUCGGGCAGCUCCAACACUGAUCUGACCACACCAGCGGCCUUUCAUCAGUUUCAGCCACUUGAAACUUUAUGGCAGCUUUUAGAAGACUGGCUUCACUUUAUGUACCAAGAAAUGGAAAAACCACAAAACAUAGAAAAAGAAAAACAUAGUUCCAGUACAUCAGUGAUAGAUGAAAAUCAUACAAAUCUGGCUGCAUCAAAAACCACAGAAAGUGUUUCCAAUACAUCACAAGAAUUACAAGACAGUUCUUCAGGCACAAAGACAACUGAUCAUGCUAAAAACAGUAAGACAAUGGGAAUUGAAAAUCAUGAAAGUUUGGAUGCAUCAAUGAAGCCAGAAGUCAUUUCGAAUUCAUCACAGAAAGUGCCUGAUGGUUCACAAAGUGAAAGUGUAUCUGGAAAUGAUAAAGAAUGUAAGGCAGUGGGCACUGAAAACACAGCAAAUGUUCCAACAACGUCACAUGGUUUACACAGUAGUCUUCCUGGUGGACUUGCAGCUGUGCAUGAUGUAGAGGGUAAAGCAGUAAGAAACGAAAGCCUUGAAUCUUCACAACGUACAAACAUUGCAGCUAAAUCACAUGAAGUACCGGAUAAUUCCUCAAGAACUGGGCAUCAGGAGGACAAAUACAAACAGACUGAUACGCCCAUGCUGGACAUAAAGGACAGAGAGCGGAGUCAGUCAGUGGGGACCAUGUUGAGAGAACAAGACAUUGUGACAGCUGCGUUUCCCAGAAUCUGUGCCUUGAUUCAAGCCUACUACGUCUGCAGCCGGUCCAGUUCGGAAGACACAUUGUCAUGUUCUGCUGAAAAUGAUGAGUUCUUCAGUUUUGUUCAUCGCCAUCUUCCUGUUCUGAGGAUGCUUGUUGCAAGGGAGCCAAAGCUGAUUUUUCGCCAUUUUAAUUUCUUGCUUGACUGCAGCAGUCUAAUGCCACACUUCCUACCAGUAAUACGAUUACAGUCCUUUGACAUGCGCAGACAAUGGUUUUAUGACAAUCUGGGACCAGAUGAUCAUGACAGUUUGAUACCAAAUACACAGGACUUGAACAUGAUAACAGUAAGCAGAGAGCGCUUGUUUCACACCAGUUGUAAAGAAGUGCUGAAGAAAAGCCCAAGUCUGUUAAAACAGAGUUUUCUGAUCCAGUUUGAUGGGGAAGACGGAGUGGGCCAUGGUGUUGUUCGAGAGUGGUUUGAUAUACUGUCAAAAGAAAUCCUCAAUCCCGAUUAUGCCCUGUUUACCCAGUCAGCGGAUGGUUGCACUUUUCAGCCGAACAGUAAUUCCUCCAUUAACCCUGAUCACCUGAGUUACUUCCAGUUUGCCGGGCAGGCGUUAGGACUUGCUGUCUACCACAGGCAGAUUCUGAGUGUCUACUUCACCCGGUCCUUUUACAAGCAUAUUUUAGGAAUUCCUGUUAACUACACAGACGUAGCCUCCAUUGAUCCUGAAUAUGCUAAAAACCUUCAGUGGAUUCUUGACCAUGACAUCAGUGAGCUUGGCCUUGACCUAACAUUUUCUGUAGAGACUGAUGUAUUUGGAGUGAUGGAGGAGGUGGAUCUGAUACCAAAUGGAAGAGAAAUUGCUGUUACUGAAGACAAUAAAAGGGAGUAUGUUCAGCUGGUGACAGAGCUGCGAAUGACUCAAGCCAUUAAACCUCAGAUUGAAAGUUUUCUGUCCGGAUUCCACGAGUAUAUUCCUCAUGGUCUGGUUCAGCUCUUUGACGAAUAUGAAUUGGAGCUGCUGGUAUCGGGACUUCCCGAGAUUGACCUGGAGGACUGGAGGACUAACAUCUCUUACACAGGUUACUCAGAAACAUCCCCAGUCAUUCAGUGGUUUUGGCAGAUUGUUUCUGAAUUCAGCCAACAAGAAAGAGUCUUACUGCUUCAGUUUGUUACUGGAAGUUCUCGAGUUCCUUAUGGUGGAUUUUCCAAUUUUAGCAGCAGUGGCUUCUCACAUCCUUUCACCAUCAGUCACGUCAAUUCUAGCAGCAACUCACUGCCAACAGCCAGCACAUGUAUCAACUUGCUGAAGUUACCUGAAUAUCCAAGCAAGAAAGUUCUCCAGAAGAUGUUAAAUAUUGCUCUGCAGUGUGGUAGCCAGGGUUACGGUCUUGUGUGAUUUAUCGACAAAAUAAUGAAACCAAACACAAUGUCGUUUCACAAUGUAGGACAAACAUUAAAAGCACUAAGCCACCCAGUGUACUGUGUUCAAUUAAAUUUUGUUGAGAUAUAUACUUCUUUUUAAAAGAUGUUUAAGUUGUUUUAAACAUGGUUUUAGAGGAUACAGAAAAUUACAUGUGCCCAUUGGAUAUUAUUUUUCUUACAACUUGUUUAUAACUGUCCCCUUCUCACAUUUCAUACAUGUAUGUUAGUUUUGAAACCUGUUAUUUCUUGUAAGAUAAAAUUGUGUUUUAUUUCUGAGUUAAGAUGCUAAGGUUAUCUAUUACACACAGCUUGAAUAAUAUUUUUCAUAUUAUUUCACUGAAAAAACAUCUACCUUUGGUGUACCAUACCAUCUUGUAAGUAUUCAAUAAAAUGUCACGCUCAGGUUUUUAAGAAUUAUCUUUAAAAAUAUAAAAGACAACAAGUUGUAUCAGUAUACUGAUAAUAGUGUGAAGAGAGGCUCGCAUAAUUUCUAUGCAAUAAAAUAGUAACAAGUUUUGGGGGUUAGUUUUACAAAAUUGUAACAUAGGUGUGUGGAAACAAUAAUAAUAAACUUGGUACCAGCAAUUCCAAGUUUAUACCUGUGAAAUAAUUUUAAUUUAUGACUUGCUUUAGCUUGUAAUAAAUAAAACCUUUCACUCCUGACAUACUCGAUAAUAACUAGUAACUUGUUUAUUAUCUGUGUGGUCGUAUGUAUAUUGUAAAGUUAUAUGUAUGUUAUCGUUCAUUGUUACAUAUAUUAUUCUAGUGAUUCUAUAUUUUUUUUUAUUGCUUUUGUCUUUCAACAUAUGCUUUUAUUUUUUAUACACAUAAUUAUUGUUUUGAAGAAAAUGUGAUAUUGUUUUAAUGUUAACAUUUUAAUAUUCUUAAAAGUUUGGAUGUUUUGAGUUUUUGUUUCGCCUUUACGAAGUAAAAGGUUGAGAUAUAGCUAUUACUUUUCUGAUGGCAUCAACUUUUGAGUUAAAGUUUCAUGUUUACAUCAGUUUCUUUUCACAAACUAUAUGUCCUAGAUCAUUGAAACUUGUGUUGUAGUUGCUCCUAUGGAUGUUCAUCACAAUGCAGGUGAAAAGAAUUAAAAAUUAAUUAAUUAAAUAGUUUUAAUUAAAAUAUAUUUGCUUUUU